AUGGUCACCGACGAUGGCGAGCCCACCCAGCAGCAGACCCAAUCCACCCAGUCCUCGUCUCAGACAGAGACCCAAGAUAUUACGAAGCUAUGGGGCUACCUCGUCCCCUGCAGCCCCGCUCUCCGCCGCAUGGACCUCAUGAAGGGAAAGCGCAGGUAUUCGAUAGGUCGCAAUAAGGAAGGCCUUCUGAACGAUAUCAUCCUUCCUGGCAUGAAGAUCAGUAACUUCCACGCUGUCAUCAAUUGGGAUGGGGACGAGACCCCCAAGUCCGCCGUCACCAUCACUGACACGUCCAGCAACGGCACCUUCGUAAGCACACAUCAACGGGAGAAGAUCGGGAAGGGAAAGAGCAAGGUGCUGCGUGACGGAAACGAGGUCGCGUUUGGGACGGUCACCGCACUUCAGGCAACAACUUCGAGGACUAUCGUGAGUUUCGUGUUCCGCCACCUCGUUCUCCAGGUCCCGGAGCGCGGCCUCCACACGUUCUACGACAUGCAGCACGAGCUCGGAAAGGGCUCCUUCGCUACUGUCAUGAAGGCUCUCCACCGCACCGAGGGCAAGUGGUACGCCGUCAAGAUGAUCCAAGCCAACAAGCUUCGCCGUGGGUUCAGUGCCGCGAGCGUCGCCGGGCUCCGUGACGACGACAAGGCGGCCAACUUUGCUCGCGAGAUCAACAUCCUCGAAAAGCUGCAGCACCGAAACAUCUGCCAACUCAAAGAGGUCUUCUUCGAGCGGUACAACAUCAACCUCGUCCUGGAAUGGGUUGCAGGCGGUGACCUUCUGAGUACAUCCUCAAGCACGAGAACGGACUCUGUGACCGAGGCAGAGUCGCAGUAUCUGACGUAUCAGAUGUGCGAUGCGCUGGCAUAUGUCCACGACAUGGGUAUUUGCCAUCGCGACCUUAAACCCGAAAACGUGCUCUUGACCCUGGACAAUCCACCUAUCGUCAAGGUUGCAGACUUUGGGUUGGCGAAGGUCAUCGACAGCAUGACCAUGCUCCGGACAAUGUGCGGCACGCCUGCAUACCUCGCUCCUGAGGUGGUGAACCAGUCCAACAACGAAGGGUAUGACCUGCUCGUCGACAGCUGGAGCGUCGGUGUGAUCGUCUUCUGCAUGAUCGCCAUGUGCAACCCUUUCGACGAGGAUCAGGACAUCGACAUGAAAACUCGCAUUGCCAACCGCAACGUUCAAUGGAACUAUAUCCGGGAGAAGAACGUCAGCGAAGACUGCAUCGACUUCCUCGGGAGUCUUCUCGAAAUCGACCCUACCAAGCGCAUGUCCCUGGCCGAUGCGCGCACUCACCCGUGGCUUAUCAGGGAGCACUAUCGCCGUCAAACAGCUGAGUUCGCCCAGGCUGCCCAAGUCGCCCCCGCCGUUGCUCGUUCUCAAGCCCUGUCGUCUUCCACACCCCCACCCGCCGUCGCGCGCGCAGUGGUCGACUUCCCCGCGGACGCGUCCAUGGCGUCCGUCGCGGACCUCAGCUCGGACGGUAUGGCCCUGGAUUCGGAUCCUGUCGAGACUGGUCGACAGACUCCCGAGGUCGGUGAGGAAGAAGAGGAGGACGACCUCUCGCCAGUGCCAGAAAGCCAAGGCCUCGGCCGUCACGGAUCGCGCUUGCAGCGGCGUGUUGACGUGAUCCGCCAUGCUCAGCGCCGUGGCGAGGACCUCCCGAGCCCGUCGCAGGAGAUGCGUGCGUGGGCGGCGGCUGAAGACGCGGAGGAAGGCGACGCCGCAGAAGAGGACGACCAGGAGAACAUGCCCCCUCCCGUCACCCCGGGAACGUCGCGGAAGCGCAAAGGCGCCUCGUCCGUGGACGAGGGGACGGAGCUGCCCGCGAUCCACGAAAACGGAGAGUCCCCGGUGCCUGCUCGGGGAGGACGCAGGGGCCGUAGCGGUGCGCGGAGGGCGGCGGUGGCUCCUGUGCUCAGCUCGCGGACGCGCAAGACUCGCGCUUCUGCGGAGGUUCCUGUCGAGCAAACUGACCUCGCGGUUCAGCGGCGGUCUAUCCGACUGAAGGGCCAGACCCCGACCAGCAAGGCGCAGCGGCGACAGUAG
This is a messenger RNA of Epithele typhae, 2055 nucleotides long. RefSeq names its product Pkinase-domain-containing protein. Gene Ontology annotation, biological process: protein phosphorylation. NCBI's taxonomy places the organism in Eukaryota, Fungi, Basidiomycota, Agaricomycetes, Polyporales, Epitheliaceae. The transcript has 9 exons. The record is from RefSeq and is a predicted model, not a curated record. Gene Ontology annotation, molecular function: protein kinase activity; ATP binding; protein binding. The coding region runs from base 1 to 2055 and encodes 684 amino acids.